Molecule: messenger RNA, 3129 nt
Organism: Lodderomyces parapsilosis
Lineage: Eukaryota; Fungi; Ascomycota; Pichiomycetes; Serinales; Debaryomycetaceae
Gene: SET1
Product: histone methyltransferase
Exons: 1
Coding region: 1-3129 (1042 amino acids)
Cellular component (GO): Set1C/COMPASS complex
Molecular function (GO): protein binding; histone H3K4 methyltransferase activity
Source: RefSeq, a predicted model, not a curated record
AUGUCUUACGGUGGUGGCUAUUACAGCCAUAGGUACGGGCAGCGAAGGGAACGGUAUGAAUCAUAUAGGCCGAAUCGCUCGGUAGCCCCUUCUCAAGGUGGGCCUCGAGACUCCAACCCGCUGCCUGUACAUUCACUACAUAUAGAUGAGGGAAAGCCCGAUCACCAUCGCUAUCAUCAUCAUCGCGAUAGGACAGAGUACACAAAAGGUUAUCAGGGGCGACUGUCGCGAUGGGAUUCUGCCGAAAAUUCAGGGCGAAAUACUCCUUUAUCUGCCAGUACCAAUGGUUCACAAUCUGAGGCUUAUUCUAAUACCAACACGAGAACCGGAGUUAAUCAAAGGGACUUGGAAUACAAUAAACUAGCUCACCAUCGUGAUUGCACAAGGAAUUUAGAGUCUUCAACAAAACUAGAGGGUGGCAAAAACUAUAAGGUGAUGUACGAUCCCGAACUAGAUCCUAGUCUAUCAAAGAGUGAAUCAAAAUUGAAGUCGAAAAAAGUACGAUUCAAUGGAGAAGGGGUUGACAAGCCUCAAGAUCCCCGACUACCGAGCUUGGCCAACUACUUACAAAAGCCAAACAAAAAGUCGUCCAAGUUCCCUUUCAAACAACUACCCCAAGCGAAAUUCAUAUAUGAUCUGGAUUCCAUAGGUGAAGCACCGCUCACUACAUUGGUAAUCUGGGAUCUUCCAAUAAGUAUCAAUGAAACCUUUUUGAAAAACUUUCUCGCAAGCUUUGAAUCCGGUAUAGAAAACCUCAAGACAUUUGAUGAUCCGAAAUACGGAGUUCCUUUAGGCGUUGCCACUUUCAAAUACCAAGGAAGCACUGAAAAGUCAAACUCAUUGGCAGAGAAGUUCAUUCAAACCGUUAAACGAGAUUCCAUAAAAAUUGAUGGGAAUCUACUAAAAAUUGCUUUGAAUGAUAAUCAAGAUGAUUUUUUGAAUCUGAAAAUAAAUUUAGCAAGAGGCAAAAUCAUUCAACAACAAAAAAAGAGAGAAGAGGAGGAAGAAAAGCGGCGAUUGGAGAAACUUGAGGAGCAGAAAAAACUCGAACAACAGAGAAUCGCAGAGGAGCAGAAAAAACUUGAAGAGGAGAGGAAGAAGAAGGAGGAGACUGAAAAAUUGCGGGAAAAGGAGCUCGAAAUAGCUGUGAUUUCUGAUGGUGGGACCACUCAUUAUCAGCGUGAUACCACCGUUUUGUCCAAGAGGCACGGCAACAAAGUUGUUCAAGGUAAUUUUUUGCCCGACGAUUUGAAAAAGUAUGUCAAGAAUCGGCCCUACCUACUUAUUCAUGACAAGUACGUCUCAACAAAGAAGGUAUCAUCGCAAGAAAUAAAACGAGCUUUUAAAAAAUAUGACUGGACUAGAGUUUUGUCUGACAAAACAGGCUUCUAUAUUGUGUUCAACUCCUUAAAAGAAUGUGAGAGGUGUUUCCAAAACGAGGAUUGUCGCCAUUUUUAUGAGUUCAGAUUGGUAAUGGAAAUGGCUAUCCCUGAGCACUAUCAGGAGGUUGAGAAGGAGAAUGACUUUAGCAAUAGUGUCAUCAAUGAAGCCACAAACAUUCUAAUCAAGGAAUUUGAAACUUUCUUGGUAAAGGACAUUCGAGAGCGAAUAAUAGCGCCGCAAAUUUUGAGUCUUUUGGAUCACGAUCGUUACCCAGCAUUGGUCGAAGAACUCAAGGCAAAAGAGAAAGAACAAGCAUUGAAGUCCAAGCUGGUAAUGUCAAAUAUGGAUUUGAAACAAAAUGCCAUGUCCAUUCUAGAGAAGCAGAAGAGGGAGUUGCAGGAAAAGAUUCCGUAUUUUAAAAGAGCUGAGGAAAGACUUAAAGAAAGUAGAAGGGGCAAUAAACGCCCGAUUAUUCCUAUGCUGCAUGCCUUGAACCUUGACGAGGAUGAGGAGGAGAUUGAUAAUGAUGACCUUUAUGAAUCGGUGAGUGGGUCCAUGACGCCCUUGGCUGAGCCACUAAAAAGAGUUCGUAGCUCAACUGCAACUAGCGUUGCUGAGGACUCUGAAAUUGAUGAGCCUGCUGCUAAACGACAAAAAUCGAAGCUACAGGUAUCAUAUGAUAUUAUUUCUUCUGGGGAUGAACAAAUGGAAGAUUUGGAAGAGCCAGAAGAAAUUGCAGAUGAAGAGAAUGAACCUGAGUCACAGACUGAUAUUGUGGAUUCAAAGUAUGGCCCUACUGAGGGUAAGCCAUCAACUGUGUAUCCAGUCUCUCUGACAUCCAUAAUCACUGACUUGAAGGGUCUUCAAGAAAACAUAGUCGAUGGUGAGGACUUGGAGUUAGCAAAUACGGUUUUAGCUGAUGUUGAGGGGGUUAAUUUGUCACAUAUAGACUAUUGGGCGUGGAAACAGAAUGCCAACACUACAGGUUCACUUGAGGUUGAUGAACAUGAAGAUAUAUUGGAAGAAUUGCCUUCUAGACUUGACUCAAUCACCGGCUCAUUCAAGAGUGAUGGUUUCAAAAAGAUUUCUGAAGUGGACAAAGUUGAGUAUUUGCCACAUCGUAGGAAGGCAAAUAAGCCUAUCAAGACUGUUCAGUAUGAAGAAGAUGAUGACGAAAAACCCGCUGACAGCAAUAAUGUGUUGCAAAGCUCCAGGGUCAAUAGGGCAAACAACAGAAGGUUUGCGGCAGAUAUUACCGCACAAAUCGGUUCUGAAUCGGAAGUGAUGUCCUUGAAUGCGCUCACCAAGCGUAAAAAGCCUGUCACUUUUGCUAGGUCAACAAUCCAUAACUGGGGUCUUUAUGCUAUGGAGCCUAUUGCGGCUAAGGAGAUGAUUAUUGAGUAUGUUGGAGAAAGAAUUCGACAACAAGUGGCUGAGCAUCGAGAGAAAAGCUAUUUGCGAACAGGUAUCGGUUCCUCUUAUCUAUUUCGAAUUGAUGAAAAUACAGUUAUUGAUGCAACAAAGAAGGGAGGCAUUGCUCGAUUUAUUAAUCAUUGUUGUAACCCGAGUUGUACAGCUAAAAUCAUUAAAGUUGAAGGUAAGAAGCGAAUUGUCAUUUAUGCUCUUAGAGACAUUGAAGCGAAUGAAGAGUUGACCUAUGAUUAUAAAUUUGAAAGGGAAACCAAUGAUGAAGAACGUAUUCGAUGUUUGUGUGGUGCUCCUGGCUGCAAAGGCUAUCUCAAUUGA